This is a messenger RNA of Pseudo-nitzschia multistriata, 2535 nucleotides long. The record is from the annotation of a GenBank genome assembly. Lineage: Eukaryota; Bacillariophyta; Bacillariophyceae; Bacillariales; Bacillariaceae.
GCGUAUUCCAAUAUUCCAAUACUUCGCCUGCAACAAACUCGGAUCGACUUUAUUGUCUUCGACAUUCUACAUCCAGCGUCACCUCCUAUACUCUAAACAGUAAAACAAAAUGUAUCGUUUCUCCUUGGUUAUCUGCUGGGCGAUGAUGGCCGCAACGGCCAUGAGUGGGGUCUCGGCCUUCGUCGUCCCAACGUCUCCGGUAGCAUCCGCGGCCGCGAGAUCAUCCUCGAGCACCCUGUCUAUGGUAGACCCAACGAUAGCUUCUUCCGUCGCCGAAAGCGUCGGUGUUGCGAUUUCAUCCGGUAGCGGAAUGUUGUUGGCGGAAACCGAGGCCUGGGUAAAACCCACCGCGACGGUAUUGGGACCAUUCUUGAACUUUAUGGUAAGGGAUCGCUGAUGAUGAUCUGUGAGAGCGGGGCGUUUUCAGAUUGAUCGAUUCCCGGCGAUCGUAUGCAGAUACUUCCACUCACAGUCUGGAACAUUUUUGUUAUGCAUUGUUUUCUUUCCUUUCAUUUUAGUCCUUCGCUAUGGUAGGUUGAAUUCUCCGUUACAAUUGAUUUUCGAUCAUCAGUUUUGUUCAUAUUUCUUCCUUUCCUAUUCAAACUGCUUGACUUCUCCAAUGAUGUCGAAAAAUGCGGGCUGCACUGUUCAAUUUCUUGGUUUUCGAUGAAUUCUUGGACCCAAUUUUGCGGUACUGGUAAUUUCUUGAUUUUGGAUUGGCUUGCCUUGACUUCUCCUACUCAUUGCUCGUUCAUUCUCUUUUUGAUGUUGUUCUUAAUCUAGUUGUGCCGCGUGGUUGCAUCGUGGUACCCCGAUACCAACCUGAAUGAAUUCCCCUGGGCUGUCGUGGCCUGGCCAUCGGAACCCUUGUUGAGACUGGCAAAGGGUAAGAUUCCUCCCGCCUUCGGCGUUGAUAUCACACCCGUAUUCUGGCUCGCUAUUUUCACAUUCAUCAACGAAAUCUUGCUAGGACAACAGGGGCUAUUGGUCAUGAAGAUGAAGUACGGGAUCUAAGUUGUCGAGACAAUACUUGAUGAUUUUAUCGAACGAAGAACGGAAGCACGGACGACUCGACAAAUAUACUCGGAACACAAUAAUACUACAAAUGCUACGUCAGACUUGGAUCGAUCCGAUUGUUUUACCAAAGGAGCGGAAGCUCGCCAUCAUUGCAUUGCUAAUCAAACUACAGUAUACGCCAAACCACACCACCAGGCUUUGCUUGAAUUUAUAUUGACUAGGUUUUCUAUGAAUAGCCAAGAUUUAUUCUUGAAGUGAAGAUUAGCCCUGUGAAUGCUGAUGCACGAUAGCAAGCAAUUGGCAUUGGUGCGAUCUGAUGACUGCACUAGGAUUCUAAAUUCCAAUUAUUUCGCUUUCGAGCCCAAAGUUCGGAGACUUGCUCCAAAACACUUCACCGUCUCCUCCAAGAAUUGCGAUCCGCUCCCUACCUUACAAACCCCACCUUUCAGCGCCAGAUUGUAGCCGAUGGAUUCUUCGUCGGGGAAUGCUUUCAAUGUAUGCGUAUCGGCAAAGAGGAGAGUGCAUUGUUCGGAUUCCAGCACCUGAAGGGUGGCCUCGGCUCGCUGGGAUGGAACGCCACACCCACGAAUGCCCCCCACCGCUGGCAAAACAAUCGUGGCGCCUUCCUUCAAAGCUGAACACACCGCCGAUCCCAUCCCAAAGGCGUGGCAAAGCGUAAUAGCGAUGCAGACGGAGUCUUCCUCGACCAUUGCCACUUCCCAGGCAGCAUCUGCUCCCAGUUCUAAAGCCUCUUCGUUCGUGAACGGUUUCGUGCUGUUGUAAUAGGCAUGCGGCGGCAAUUUUUUGGUGUUUUCGUCUUCGUCACCGCAAGCAAAAUCUUGUUCAUUGUCUUCGAGAUCAAAUUCGUCCAACCCGAACAAACCGCUGAUUUCAUCACUACUAUUCGUCGUGCCGUGAAUCAGAUCCAACAAGAAAUCCCCACCUAAAUAUGGCAGGGACAAGCUUGUUUCGGCUAGGAACCCAGUCCCGGUGGCGGACACUGCGCCUUUCACUUUGGUCAGUUUUGCCAUCCCCUCCAAUCCUUUUGCAGUCGCAUAGCUGACACCAAUCCUGUUACAGGCAAUCUGCAGCAUGAGAUUUUCGGCCACGUUCGGCAAAUCGCUCAUCAUUACAUCGUUUUUUUCGUAGCCGUACGCCCUAAGAAACCCAGCCAAGCGAUUUGUUUUGUCUCGAAAGUCGCCGUAAGUAUAGCGAUCGAGAUUAAGGCUUUCAUUCAUACCUCUGCUAUCGGUUGUCGUAACUGUUUGCAUCAGUGCUUCGGGCGACGCAGAAACAAGGGCGACUCGAUCGGGGAUUCGCAAAGCUGUCGCAUCCAGUGCUGCUGCAAUGGUCUUGAUAGCCAUUCGGGACGCCAUGGUGGAAAAUGGUAUAUCGUCAUACACUGCAUGCACGUAGUAUUGUGAUUUGCGUGGUUAAACCGAUGUUGCGUAUCAACAGCGACGGUAGUUUGAACGUUUUUGAAAGAACCUUCCUUCUCCGCCCGAUAACAAUCACAUC